Molecule: messenger RNA, 3737 nt
Organism: Pecten maximus
Lineage: Eukaryota; Metazoa; Mollusca; Bivalvia; Pectinida; Pectinidae
Product: B-cell lymphoma 6 protein-like
Exons: 6
Coding region: 162-3086 (974 amino acids)
Biological process (GO): cell fate commitment; regulation of transcription by RNA polymerase II
Cellular component (GO): chromosome; cytoplasm; nucleus
Molecular function (GO): RNA polymerase II cis-regulatory region sequence-specific DNA binding; chromatin insulator sequence binding; histone deacetylase binding
Source: RefSeq, a predicted model, not a curated record
CCGCAACCCAUUACGAAGAAGAAGGAAAUGGCGGCCGGUAGAGUGGAAUCCUAGGCGAACACGUAAUACCUCAAAUAACUGGUUUCAGAAGAGGAUCGAAACAAUAAAGAAGUCUUUGUCAUCAUUAUCACUGUCACAUUAAAAGUUUCCACAAAAUCAUCAUGAAUUACCAAAAAUUCUACACAAAUGGGAUCCACUCCAGUUCUCUACUUUGUCAGCUGGCCACCAUGUGGAAGUCCCAAACACUGUGUGAUGCCAUCAUCAAAACAGGAAACAUCAAUACAAAGGCACACAGGCUAGUUUUGGUAGCUGCCUGUCCAAUGUUACAAUCCAUGGACAAUGCAUCCAUUGGAUCACACUUAGAAGUUCGCCUGGCAUCUGAAAUCAAGCAGGAUUCUGUUAACAUGUUUCUGCAAUACUUAUAUGAGGGCUUUAUGAUGCUUACUGAGGACAAUCACAAAGACAUUGAAAAAAUCGCCAGACUGUUGCAGGUCGACAGUGUCAUCAAAUGUUGUGCCGACUUUUGUAAGAGUUUACAUGAAAAAACUGGGCUGUCCGUUUAUUCUGCUGGUCAGUAUAAGUACUCGUCACAUGAUAUGUUGGAAUUCAAACACGUUAGGGUAUCAGGGAUUCAAAAGACUGUUCAGGACACAAUGAUGAAACGUCACUCAGAUUUCCAAAGACCAAACAGCCCCGGAUCAAAGAGACCAAGAAUGCACAGACCAGGAAGUCCCUCCGAUGGUCCACGUGGCGAUAAUAUGUAUGGACAUUCUAGUCAUUCCGACUCGGAUCGAGUUCCUAGACUCGGUUUAGGGUCGUUUCCAGGUGCUGCUGGACGUAAUCUCCAGCCAGGUGUAGUUGAAGUGAUAGAGGACAGUCUAGAAUUGGUGCAAACAGAGCCUGUUGAGAGAGACCCUGUUACAGGAAGACCUAUAGAUUCGCGACCACCGGUGCAAAAAACGGUCGCCAUAUCUGUAGCAAGUCAGGUCACUGGUGGUGACCCAGAUCUUCAAAUCGUUAAUGUUUCUGGUAUGAAAGACAGUACAUUAUCUCGUACUCAGAUGUCAACAGCUACACAUACCACAUCUACGCCCAUUGCUCGUGAUUCACGAGGGCCAUCUUCACAUUCCUCAUUUUCAUCUCAACAAUCAUCCCAAUCCAUGAGAAAUGACAUUCCUAUGCCAAGUUCAUCACGAGUUUCAUCCGAUAGAACAAUGCCCCAAAUGCCUCGUUCAGACAUUCAGAGAUCCAUGCAAAAUCAGUUUGAAUUACAGCAGCAACAGCAAAAGCAAUCCACUUCACAGUAUCCAUCUAUUCCACAAGCUCUUAUAGACAUGGAUUUUUCAGCGGCAAAACAAAAAUCCUCUGAUGUGUUCCCAACAAGUCUACAAAAAGCUACAGAUUCUUUCCCAACUAGCUUGCCAAAACCCUCCGAUGUUACGUUUCCAGGGAUGUCAAUGAGCAGUCAGCCAAACAGCACGCAAGUGGCACAGUCAAAACCAUUUGCUGCGGGUAGUGCUGGUCAAGCCAACCAGUCGGUCCCUGUUCAUAUCAACACCUCAUCAUCUUCAAGUAGUCCCAUUACAAGUCUACCUCCUGUCUCCCCCAUCAUUCCAGAUACUUCAUUCAGUCUGUCUGCCUCCUCUCCCAAAACAUCACAACCAUCCACCUCGAGAUCUGAGAGCUUGGAGAGGCCAGGUUCCAGUGAACGUCUGAAGGAGGAAAGGCCUCCACAAGUCGAUUUAGUUGGCCCAGACAUUAGCAUAGUAAAGAUUGAGUCAACAGACAAGGAUGAGACAGGGGCAUUAGAUAUGUAUGUAGACACUGGAGAUGAUGGUGAGGUGCAUCCCCAUGGAAUGGAGGGCGAUGGUGAUCAGACAUAUGAGGGUAGUGACUAUGAUGUCGAAGAACCUCCUGGGGAAAUGGAAGGCUCAAACGAAGGCAGCAACUUAAGUGGAGAUCAAAACGCAUGGUACCUCAAUACAAUGAAAGAGGACGAGAUGGCCAUGCUCAGUCACUACGAUAUGUACCAACAGAGUCUCGCUGUAUCGGUAUCGGACAUCGGCGCCUCCUCGACUGGCCAGAAGUACUUGGUUGGCACACGCAAGCGGACCAUCCGGGACGUCAACUUCAUAAAGGAAUGGUUCAGUGCAAACGGACUGUCUCCUGAUGUUGAGACUAUGGACGAAUCAGUAUUGAAUCGGCAACUCACUCGAUUUUACGCAGAUGCUCGCACUAAAGAGGAAAAACAGUUUACAAAAAGCAGUCUUCUGGGUUUACGAGCCAGCCUUAACCGCUAUCUAUUGUCUCUCCCUCAAGAUCAAAAGGUGUGGCGGUCAAUCCUGAAAAAUCCCUUGUUUUCUUCCUCAAACAGAAUUAUGGCGCAGAAAUCAACCGAGGAGAGACGUCGGGACAAACCACCCAAAAGCAUUCCCAUCUCUGUGAGCGACCUCCGGAAGUUGAUGACAUCCGGUGUGUUGAAUACUGCGUGUCCUCACGGUCUACAGAGAAAAGUGUGGCUGGACCUCGUCAUCCACUUCGGUCUCCGUGGUAAUAAAGCCAUGUGGGCUUUGUCAAAAGAUUCGUUCGUUCUAGAGACAGACGAAAAUGGGAAACAGUACUACCGUCUUAAUCACGAACUUGAAUUUCCAAAACAGGAAAUAUACUCCGAGAUGAAAGACUGGUGUUGGUUUUCACGGCUAUAUGAACUGCCUGAAGAUUCUAACUGUCCAGUUAAAAGUUUGUCAAUGUAUCUCAACAAACUCAGUGAUGCGGGAAAUGAGUUUUUUCAAAGAGUUGUUGACGCUAAGUUUCUGCAGGGAUUAGAGGAGCAGUUACCAUGGUACCGAGGACCGAUGGGACACCAGGUCGUCAUGCGUAUGAUGGCGGAUAUGUCCGCGGAGGCCGAGUUGUCCCAUAAAUACACAAACACGUGUGUCAAGGCAACUAUCAAUAGUCAAGUCUUGCACCAGACAAGACACCUAGACAUCAUGCUCGGCUUCAACCAAGCACAUGCAACAGCAGAAGAAAUGUUUCAGAGAAGCUGUAUGGUUCAUAACGCCAUAUAUGUCAAAAGUCCAGGAUAGGAGGACCUUAUUAGAAAUAAGAAGACAUGCGUGUUACUAUAUAUAGCUAUUCAGAGUUACAGAAAAACUGGGUGGUUUUUCACUCCCCUGUGUUAGCUAUUCAGAAAUAAUAGUCAAUGGUACAGGCACAUCUUAAACAGUUCGGAAUACCCUCUAGAUCUGUGUUUGAUGUUUAGAGGUGGACUCGUCCUUUGUUUUAUUAUAUGAUCGGUCCUGUAUGUGAUGUUGAACUAAUGUAAAUUUACAUUAAAUACGCGAACGCGAAAAUUUCCGUCACGCGUAUUAUUUUGUGACGUACGUGAUAUUUAUGGAACAGGUGAAAAGGAAACAAUCGCGGAUAUAACCCCCACGCGUAUAAUAGUAUACCUAUUUAAAUCGCGAAAUUAACACCCGCGAAAAUAACCCCAUAUGGGUAUAGUUUUUCUAUCUAAAUCACGAAAUUAACCCCAGCGGAAAUAACCACGUUUGCAGUAUGUUUCUUAGAGUGCAAUAUUAGAUAUUUGAUUGUAUAACUGGUAGGUUACACCAUUUAUAUUAUAUUAUUGUUGGUAAGAAAUGCAGGUAUAUACUUAUGCUUUUGUGUUGUAUUGGGCAGAAUGUUUCAUCAUAUUGACUGUAAACAUUGAAAUUGAAAUAAAAAAGUUAAUGUGA